Messenger RNA from Eurytemora carolleeae, 1050 nucleotides. Its product is annotated as peptidyl-prolyl cis-trans isomerase H. Lineage: Eukaryota; Metazoa; Arthropoda; Copepoda; Calanoida; Temoridae. Gene Ontology annotation, molecular function: peptidyl-prolyl cis-trans isomerase activity. The record is from RefSeq and is a predicted model, not a curated record. Gene Ontology annotation, biological process: protein peptidyl-prolyl isomerization; protein folding.
UAAAUAUCUUAACAAAAACCUAGAUUUACAUGAUUUAUUUCAGAUAAUCAUUUUAUUCCCGUUAUUGGCCCAAGGGGGAUUAAUGAGAAGUUUGCAUGUGUAAAAAGGGGGAAGGAAUGCCUGAACAGCUUGUAGAUGAUGACGACUACGGAGACACGAUUAUGAGCUCGGAGACGGAGUUCGGUGUUGAUGAGACCAGGAUCAAUGCCGAUCCUCAACCCAUCACCGAGACACUCUCCAGUCCUUUUAAAAAGCCUAAGGUGACCAAACCGGCGUUUGAUUUUCCUCCUGCGUACCUGGGAGGAGCAGAUAAUCAGGCAGUUCUAGCAGCUCAUCCUUCAUCCUCAAAUAAUCCUCUAGUCUUCCUAGAUAUCAACCUCGGAGAUGACUUUGUUGGAAGAAUUAUUAUCGAACUGUUCGCUAAUGUUGUCCCGCGAACAGCUGAGAACUUCCGUCAGCUGUGCAUUGGGGUGGAGAAGGAGGGGAAGAAGAUCGGAUACAAGGGAACCAUCUUCCACAGGGUCAUUAAUAGGUUUAUGCUGCAAGGCGGAGAUUUCGAGAACUCUGAUGGAAGCGGGGGAGAGAGUAUUUACGGGAAACAAUUUGAGGAUGAAAACUUUCUUCUUAAACAUGAAGUUGCAGGACAGGUUUCAAUGGCGAACAGCGGUCCCAACACGAACGGAUCCCAGUUUUUCAUUUCCACUGUAUCCUGCCCUCAUCUUGAUGAUAAACAUGUUGUGUUCGGUAUCGUAAAGAAAGGGCUGGGAAUCCUUACUGAUAUUGAGGUUCUACCCGGAGACAGUCAGGACAAACCUCUAGUUCCUGUAACAAUUGUUAACUCCGGAGAAAUCAAACCAGACCAAGACCAAGGUAUCUGUGAAAAUGACGGUACACCUGACGUGUACCCGCAUCAUCCUGAGGACCUGGAGCUAGAUUGGUAUCUUCAAUCCAACUUCUCCACCAUCCUCAAUAUACUCAAGGAUAUCAAGGAGUCUGGCAAUAUUUACUACCGAAAGGGUGACCAUGUAGCAGCAACUAGGAAGUAUAAAA